CUCACUGAUGACAGAGGAAAUGGGCUGACACAUAAGGGUUACUCAUCUGGCUGUCAUGCAUUGUAUAUAGGUUUCCUGUGUGCAUUCAAAUUCCAACAAUUGAAUUUAUUUUUCAAGAAGAAGAAGGGGAACCGAGACAAUAUGGGAGCAUCUUCUUCUGGCUUGUUGGAUGAGGCCAAAAUCAGCCACAUUCAAGGACUUGUUGACAGUACGUUCCAGAGCUUCAGUGUGUUUUACCGUCAGCAGUACUCUUCAGCCUAUGUCGGACACUUACACCAGGAGCUGGAGCCUAGGAAAGAGGGGAGGGGCCUGUUGCUCACACAGAGGCCUCAGUAUGCUCCAGAAGAGGCGCUGUACCAAGGCAAUGUUAAGUUCUCCUGCUGGGACGAGCAGGGAAAGAAAUGCAGAGAGAGGUACGCUGUCCUGAGAAGAGACUACCAAGUGGAGAUACAUGAAAACAAAGAGUCUUUCGAUCGUGGAUGUGCCGCUAAGUUGAUCCUCAAGCCCGCGGGAGGCAGAGUGCUGACCACAGAGGAGGAGUCCAGAGCUCACCUGGAGCAAAUUUGUACCGGAAUACUCAAUGGAGUGAAGGAGGAUUCUUCUUCAGUGGUGUCAUCUCCAGAUGUGUUUGCUGUGUAUCUGCACCUGCCCUACACAGGCCACACCUGCUUUCUCUUCCAACAGGAAGAGGAACGAGAUCACUUCCUGUCUGCGCUCAAGACCUGCAUUAGACACAGAAACCUUGAUCCCUGGCGUGAGUCCUCCUAUGAGAGUGAGGCGUUCAUCCGAGCACUCAGAAUCUACCGACAGGACAAAGGAUGCUACGAAUCCUGGGAAAUGCUGCUGGGCACUGAGGAACAAGUUCUGGCCUCCCAGGUGAUGGAGGAAGUGUUGCCAUGGUUACAGAGUCAGCUUCAGUCCAGAGUGAAGGGCAAGAAGAUUGAAAGGAUACGACAGUGGUUGGCUACAGUGCAUGCAACCUACACGUUGGUGCUGGAGAUGCUAACAGCAAGUUUGGAGAUUCUGAGGGACGAGUGUCGUCAGACAGCAUUAGCCAAUCAGGCGGUCAUCAGAUCCAACCUGGACCAGAUCAUGUCCUCUCUGUCCUACCUGGACCAGAAAGUCAGAGUGUGUAUAUGUGAAGAAGCAGCGAAAGUCUACAGCGAGUUGGUUGCACCCUAUAUGUCGUCCAUUCUUGAAGUGCUUACUGAGAACAUAAGUGCAAGUAUCCAGGGGAUGCAACACACACUGCACACGCAGAUGGACUCGGCCCUCACACACACAGGUGGAGGGACAGAAGAGACAAAGAAGGCCUUGUUGCCCCUGCGCUUCAUCAGUCUGGAUCAGUGCUACAGGCAGGUGAAGAACCUGACAGAGAUCCUCGCUGACUUAAAACAGCGGUUUGGAUUGAGCAGCACUCAGAGGCUGGUUCACUCGGCACAUCUGGAGAUGGAGCGGCUGCUGGACAGUGCUGUGUACACCUUGGAGCUGUUCCUCCAAUCAGCAGCCAGACUGCAGCCUUCUCAAGUGCCUGUCAAGAUGGAUAGGGAUAAAGAAAGAGUGCUGAAGCAGCUGGACUACGACAGCAGAGUCGUCCAGAGGAGGCUCUAUCAGGAAGCCCUGCUGGAGAUCACUCUGCCCGCUCUCGCCAGGAGGAUGGACAGCAAGUGGAAAACUGAGCUGCAGCAGUUUGAGCAGUACAUCUUCUCUGACUACAGCAGUUUCAUCCUGGUGCAGAACGUCUACGAUGAUGUACUGAGAACCAUCCUGAGUACAGAGAUAGAAACAGUGGUGCAGGAUCCUGCCGGUACGAAGAGCGACAAUCUCUUACUGGGCACUUCAGAUCUGUCCGUCAGUGAGUACAGCCUCUUGGGACAGACGCCUCCUUGCUCUGCACCAGGCAGCCCAGCCAGUCGCGCUCAAGGUUCUUCCUCAGCUGGGCACAGUGCAGAUAGAGAGUCUGCUCCUGAAGAAGAGGAGGGGGCUCAGAUGGUCACAGCUCAGCCUCAGAGUGACCCAGAACCUAACGCUGCAGCUGGAUUGGAUCUCAGUAGCAGUCAAAGUUCAGACCACAGCAAAGUGCCUCUAUCGCCUGUGAUUGUCGUGACACGACAGUCCGAUGUUCCUCCAACUGAGGAGGCUUCUCCCUCUGAGGAAAUCCAUGAAGACCUUCGACCUGGAACGGACACCCCAUCGACGACAGACUCGGUCUCAUCUGAGUCUGGAACACCUGACGCCUCUACAGUACCAGAAUCCGCUAACCCCACCCCGGCCUCCCCUGAGCCUUCAACGUGCAUUCUCUCCUCGCCGCAGUCCACAGAUGUCGCGGCCAAAUGUGCUCAAAGCGAUCAAUCCGCAACGCAUGAGAAUCCUGCUACUUCAGAUCAAAUAUCAGAGGAUGCUCUUACUGUUCAGCCCUCCUGCCCUUCACCACCACUCCAACCCUGCACAGAGAGUCCAACGAAAAUCAGCCUCGAGUCCCUGAACCAGGCAAUCGGUUGCGACGCCACAGCCCCCUAUGUGAUGCAGACGAUGGCACAGGGGACAACUGACAGAGCUGUCUACCUGACUGGGGAAAUUAAGGCCAGCUGGGAGGUGGAGAGGUCAAAAGAGGAGAAACAGAGAGAGGCAGAGGCAGGAGAGAAGGCGGAAGGGAGGGUGGAUGAUGAAGAGAAAGGCAUUGAGCUCGAGGACAGAAAAGAUGAGCAGCAGGAAGCAGAGGUGGAUGGGGAAGGAAAAGAAGAAGAGGAAGUGGAAGAGGAGCUCCCCCAAAGCACUCAGCCAAUGGAAUCGCAGACAGAAGGUUCUGCAGGGCUGCAUUUGGACAGUGUGGCUAUCAUCAGAGACCUCGUGACAGAGGUCAUUGAAGUGGAGACGGUCGUGAGCCCCUGUCCCGACAGCAGCAGCACCCUCUGACAGUCACAUGAAACAGGACGACUGCAGACCCUGACUGAUGGGACAAAGAAGAGAGAGAGGUAAACAAGAUGAAGUGAGAACAGCAAGGGGGAAAUUUAAACCCAUUCCAUUAUUUCCGCGUCACAUUUUUAUACUACUACUUGAAGAAGAAGCCUAGUAAAUAUGUUGUCGGCAUUGUGUUCUUGAAGCUACUUUAAUUGAUUGUUUGACUACUUCAUGAGGCUGUUAUUGUAAAGUGAAUGUGUCCAUUUACAUAGCCAAGGCCCACAGAGCAACAUUAGCUCAUAUUUCUUGUCACCUGAUGAAUGCAAGUCAACAUUCACUCUCUGUGAUUUAGUUAUCGGCACUGACUCCUGAGCAAAAUAUCUUGUUCUGUAGCUGCCAAAUGCUCCACUGGGUUCACCAGCAAGUCGCUGACUUUGUCUGCGGCGUCAUUAAUACAAGCAUACCCUGCAUACUGUAUAUACCCCAAUCAGGCUAACAUGAUAACUUUUUCAUAAUGCCGUAAGCAUAACAUCAUUUAUACCACAUGAUGAUGAGUGAUUGGUUCUUCUAAAUAAUCAAAUCUUAUUGGUUGCAAAAGUUAAUGUAUUACUUCACAAUGAAAGCGGUGGGAGUAAGUCAAUGCACAAGUUUCAAGAAAGUCACCUGGUCACUGUGGCAAGAAUUGAGCGGGUGGGAGGUCACUGUUCAGGUCAAGCAAGUCACAAGUCAAGUCACAUGAAAUUCUGACGAUCUCGCCCAGUUUCCACAUUUAUAAGUAAAAAGACAGUGGUCAUGAAAAGGUGAAUUUGAAUGUCAAAAUGAAUAGAAACUGUUGCAGCGUAUGCUUUUAUAAAUCUUGAUGAUAUUGGACAUGUUUGGCAAACAAUAACAAGCCUCUAACACCAAUGAAGAGUCCGUGUUAGCAGCGUCCUGUGUUGUGUCCUUGCAGGUUGACAGCUUUUUGUACAAUGCAGCGCGACAGAAAUCACUAAAGCAUGUUUCAAAACAAAACACACCCUCUCUCAAUAUUCAGAAAAACACAAAAGUCUUUUCAAGUCAUCCAUCUCAAGUCAUGAAUAACAAGUCAGAGUCAAGUUGAGUCAUUUGUCAGUGUCAGUACAUAAAGCAAGUUCCUAAAAUUUG
Scophthalmus maximus (turbot) is the source of this 4044-nucleotide messenger RNA. RefSeq names its product protein Niban 1. The coding region runs from base 142 to 2916 and encodes 924 amino acids. The transcript has 14 exons. The record is from RefSeq and is a predicted model, not a curated record. Lineage: Eukaryota; Metazoa; Chordata; Actinopteri; Pleuronectiformes; Scophthalmidae.